AAGUGCUUUUAAAUGAUUGUUUAUAUUUGAUAAUAACUGUGCACAAUGUCGAAUUUACAAAGAUCAUUUGUGCAAAAAGUAUCCAAGCAACCAGCUGCAGAUGUGCGUAAAAAUCUCAUUGCUCAUCAGCAGUACAGAAGCGUCGACACCAGUUAUACGCAAUCUCAAUUAACAGAGCCGCUUGACUAUGAAGACUUUUUAGCCCAGCAUGUGAACAUUAUUAAUCGAGAUCCCUUGAAGCAUAUAUUGGAUAUUCCUCAAGGCGAUGUAUCAGUGAAAACAAUACCACGAAAGAUACGAACUGUGGAACAUAUAAAGCCGAAGGAGAAUAUUUGCGACUUACCAAAUCAUGUGCAAGAGUGCGUUUGUUGCUACACCCGGCCCUGGAAGGUUGUUGAAUAUGCGCAUCGUCAUGGACCGCGUAUGGAUCGUGGCAACAUUAGUCCCUCUGCUUACCAGCAAGAAUUUGAGAUUGAUAAGGACUUUUCAUCAUUCGACGAUACAUGCACUGACAAAAGUGAGAGUUGCACACCAAGCUCUAGGCAGUCCAUAGCUAGCCUAGCAUCCGUUAGCUCGUGUACGGACACUUUAACUCCGCGAGGCUCUUGGGCUAGCUUUGAUUUGCGCCGCUCUGUGAAUGAUCCGCUCAUACCAAAUUUAUUGGACAAUGUGCCGCCAGAGCAAAUUGAUCAAUUGAACAGGGAGAAGCGUAAAAUUGAACGCCAAGAGGCUUUGUUUUCACUCUAUCCAGAAUCGGAUGCAGAAGAAGCAAUCGAGCGCAGACAGCUAGCUGAAAUUCCCAUUGAGCACAUGGGCCAUCGCAUACAGGUGAAAUGUCUUCAACUCAGACUGGAACUUGAAGUGGAACCCAUUUUCGCCUCAAUGGCCAUUUAUGAUGCAAAGGAAAGACAAAAGAUAUCAGAAAACUUUUAUUUUGAUAUGAAUUCAGACAAUCUAAAACUCAUGCUGUCAAACCAUGUGCGUUGCUUCGAUGCAAGCACUCAAAGCCGUUCAGCAAUAUUUGAAAUCAGUUAUCCCAGCAAUGAUUUAUACCUGGUAAUAAGGCUGGAAAAAGUGCUGCAGGGAGAUAUUAAUAACUCUGUUGAACCCUAUUUGAAAGAGGAUAAGGACAAGUACAGAGAGAAAGUUAAAUCAAAUGCAAUGGACUAUUGUGAGCGUUUGGGCAAGUAUCGCAUGCCUUUUGCAUGGACUGCAAUAUACUUGACGAACAUAUUCAACGGCGAGGGCUACGAUACUAAGGAUACUUCGUGCUGCAGCGGAGAUGCGACUUGCUCAGCUGGCUCUGGUGCUGCUACAUUGGGCUCUGGCACAAGUUCCAAUAGCCUGGAUCGAAAAUCUUCAACCAGCAGCUUUGAUCAGCUGAGGCGCAAGGCAAAUGAUAUGAGCGGCACUUUGACACGACGUGGUUCGCUGGAACGCAAGGAGAAACGACGUUCGUGGUCGCCAGAUGAUUUCGCUAACGUCAUUGAAAAUUUCCGCCCCAUUACCAUGACCAUAAACAGUUUCUUUAAGCAAGAGGCAGAUAAAAUGAAAGAUGAGGAUAUGUACAAGCUUCUGCCCGAGCUGAAGAGGCCAAGCUCAAUGAAGAAAUACAAAUGUAUUCCAGGCUCCAUUAAACUGGAAAUAUCUCCUUACUUAGAUGAUGUUACAAAUGCUGUAACUCCAGAGCUGGCCAAGAUACAACCGUAUAGUGCAGAGGCUACACGCCCCGUAAAGGAAAUAUUGGAGUUUUCACCGCUGCCCAUUUAUAAUCCUCAUUAUACCUAUCGCAAUUUGUUGUUUGUAUCGCCCAAGGAACUAAAUUUCUCAUCACGUGCCGGCUCAGCUAGAAACAUUGCAAUACGCGUACAACUGAUGGCCGGGGAAACGCCCAAUGAUGCGGUCAACGCCAUCUUUGGCAAAUCUUCCUGUCCAGAAUAUGCAACGGAAGCAUUUACAUCGGUCAAUUAUCACAACAAAUGUCCAUCUUUUUAUGAUGAGAUUAAGAUUGCGCUACCUGCCUCGAUAAAGCAGCAUCAUCACCUACUGUUUACCAUAUAUCAUGUAUCUUGUCAGAAGAAACCCAACGAGUUUCAGGCAGCUGUUGAAACGCCUAUUGGUUACACUUGGCUGCCACUACUCGAAGAUGGCAAGCUAAGAGUAGGAGAGUUUAAUCUACCCGUUAUGCUGGAGGCACCGCCGGAGAAUUUCUCCUUCAUACCACCAAACGUGCAUCUGCCUGGCAUCAAAUGGCUUGAUAAUCAUCGCUCUGUCUUUUCGAUUAACGUGGAUGCUGUCACUUCAGUGCACACCUUGGACACUUAUCUCGAUCGCUUCUUCUUGCUCUGCGAGUAUUUGCACACUGGAAAUAUUCCCACCUAUAUCGGCGAAUCAAAUAUGGAAAUGGAAUUGAAAAAGUGCUUGCUCGACAUUGAACAUGCUAAUCGUGAGUCCUUAGUUAGGCAUCUGCCUUUGGUGCUAGAUAAGCUCGUUGAAUUGCUGGUAACAAGUCAUAAAAUUGGUGGUCAGAAUUUGACAAUCGGAUCCACUGUAUUUGAGGUGCUUUGUCUAGUCUCCGCGCACUUGGCACCUAUUUUAAGCGAUGAAGAUCAAUAUGGACGUCAAGGGCUUUUAAGCACAUACGUUCAGUAUCAAUGCAAAAUACCACAUCCAUUAUAUCACAACGAAAGGACAGAUCAUAUAUGCUUAUUGCAUGAAGAGCUAGUACUUCAAUACACCCUAUCCAGCGGCAAGAGUGCAGAUCUUGCUAUGAGCAAUGCCUGGUUUGUUUUCGAGCUGAUUGUUAAGUCAAUGAUCGAGCAUUUGGACAACACAAAUACAUUGAAUGCGCCGCGUAAGCACAGAUUUCCGCAUCAGUUUAUGGAUGACAUAUCGACACUGGUUACGCUUGUAACAAACCGUGUAGUUGGUUAUCACAACACUGAGCAACGCUUGGCGCAGUCGUUGAACGCCAGCUUAAGCUUUUUCAUCUUUGAUCUGUUGAGCAUUAUGGAUCGCGGAUUUGUCUUUGGCAUAAUCAAAAUGUACUCAAAGCUCAUCACGUCUAGAAAUAGUUGUGCAACGGAUUUGAUGAACUAUAAAAUUGAAUUCCUGCGCAUAGUUUGCAGUCAUGAGCAUUUUGUGGCUUUGAAUUUGCCAUUUGGUACCCCAUACACAACAAUAUCAGCACCAUGCAGUCCCACGCCGAGCAACACAUCCAACAAUAGCCAAACAUCAUAUGGAUCUAUUGAGCAUGCUCUGAGUGCGGAUCUAAGCAUUGAGUUUCGACAACAACAUUUCCUGGUAGGACUUGUGCUCAGUGAUUUUGCAACUGUAAUGGAAUUGUCAAGUGCACAGCUGCAUGGAAAGGCCAUUAACUGUCUACGCAAUUUACUGAGCUCUCAUGAUUUGCGCUACAAUAAGGAGGCGCGUUCACGCGUCGCUUCACUGUACAUACCGUUACUAUCAAUAGUAAUGGAUACCAUACCACAGCUUCAUGCAUACACAGUAGAUGGUCAGGAGCACGACCGUUUGCAGCAGAUUGGACAACUUGAAGAUUAUCAAGGACCACAUCAAAAUAUACCCACAACCACAAUCAAUCCUGAGGUGGCAUAUGCUAUAUCUGGUAGUCGCGUGUACUCUUACAUGGCCGAUCAGUCUAAAAACAAGGUAACUCUGAACCCGGAGAGCACGCGAAAUUUGCUGGCUUGCUUUCUUUGGGUGCUUAAGAACGUGGAUCGCAUUAUACUCUACCGCUGGCUGCUUGGAUUGAGUCCACAUCGUGUGCACCAAAUGUUGCAAGUGCUUAACACGUGCUUGAAAGCCUUUGAGUAUUCGGGUCAAAAGCGCUUGCCCAUGCUAAAACGCGCCAACACGCAUAGUUUUCGUAAAACCGCACCCACAGACGUUAAGGAAAAGCUGGAAGAAUGCAUUCGGGGCACAAACUCAGCGCGUUAUGAUUUGAUUAACCGUCGCAAGGAUCGCAAUUCGACAGAGAAACUGCGUUGGCGAAAAGAUCAGAUGCCAUACCGGUCACAAUAUAGUGAGACUACGCACAAAAGUGAUCCAGAACUGGAGCUAAGUAAUUUCAUCGAAGGCUCACUGUCUACAGAGAUUGCCCUAAUCAUACUGGACUCCCUAGAGAUAAUUGUGCAAUUGGCCACAAAUCUACAUCAUAAUCUACUCGGAACUGUUUUAAAAGUUUUGCUGCACGCUUUAUCACGCAAUCAAUCGACUGUGGCUCUUCAAAAUCUAUUUUCCACACAGCGUUCCCUGAUCUUUAAAUUUCCAAACCUGCUGUUCGACGAAGAGACAGAUAUAUGUGCCGAUUUGUGUUUAUUAUUAUUAAAACAUUGUGCAUCUCAGCUGCCAGCUAUUCGUUCCCAGGCAUCGGCCUCUUUGUAUCUUUUAAUGAGACAAAAUUUUGAAAUUGGCAAUAACUUUGCCCGCGUCAAAAUGCAGGUGACAAUGUCGCUAAGCUCACUAGUUGGCACAAGCGCUUCCUUCAGCGAGCAAUCACUGCGUCGCGCAUUGAAAACCAUUCUCGUCUAUGCAGAGACAGAUACUGACUUACAGGAAACUUCAUUUCCAGAACAAGUACAGGACUUGCUAUUCAACUUACACAUGAUACUGUCGGACACAGUGAAAAUGAAAGAAUAUCAAGAGGAUCCAGAAAUGUUGCUUGAUCUUAUGAAUCGCAUAGCUAAGGGCUAUCAAAAUAAUCCAGACUUACGCUUAACCUGGCUGGAAAACAUGGCUAAAAAACACCGGGAGCGUGCUAAUCAUACAGAGGCAGCCAUGUGCUAUGUGCAUGCAGCUGCUCUGGUAUCUGAAUAUUUGAGCAUGCUUGAGUCACAGACGCAUUUACCAGUCGGAGCAGUUAGCUUUCAGCGUAUUUCACCCAAUACCUUUAUGGAGUCCGCUGUAUCAGAUGAUGUGCUAAGUCCUGGUGAGGACGGGAUUUGUCUUGGCAAUCAUUUCACCGAGACUGGACUAAAGGCAUUGCUGGAAGAGGCUUCAAACUCAUUCCAGGUUGCUGGCAUGUAUGAGGCUAUGAAUGAGGUUUACAAAAUAUUAACUCCAAUUUGUGAAGCAAAUCGAGAAUUUCAUAAACUUGGUAAAAUACAUGGUAAACUGCAGGAGGCAUUUAAUCGCAUAGCGCAGCUACAGGGCAAACGAGUUUUUGGCACUUACUUCCGUGUGGGCUUCUAUGGCGCAAAGUUUGGAGACCUCGAUCAACAAGAAUAUAUUUAUAAAGAGCCAACAUUGACGAAAUUACCCGAAAUCUUUAGUCGACUUCAGAGCUUCUAUGCGGAUAGAUUUGGUCCGGACUCUGUGCAUAUAAUCAAGGACUCCAACAAUUUUGAUACCAAUUCCUUAGACGCAGACAAAGCGUAUAUACAAAUUACAUACGUUGAGCCAUUUUUCGAAACUUAUGAAAUGCGUCAUCGUGAAACAUACUUUGAGCGAAAUUUCAACUUGAAACGCUUUAUAUUUGCCACUCCGUUUACCAAAAACGGCAAGGCACAUGGAGAACUGCAUGAGCAAUGCAAGCGAAAGACAAUUUUAACAACAGCUAAUCAUUUUCCCUAUGUUGUCUCGAGGAUUCAAGUAAUUUCAAGAACUCAAUUUCAGUUGGAGCCAAUCGAAGUGGCUAUAGAGGAUAUUCAAAAGAAAACAUUGGAGCUAACAGCGGCAACGAAUCAGGAUCCCGCCGAUCCCAAAAUCUUGCAAAUGGUCUUGCAAGGUUGCAUUGGAACCACUGUAAAUCAAGGCCCAAUGGAAAUGGCUAGCGUAUUUCUUUCCAAUCUAUCGGAUGGCACCACUGUGCCGACAAGACAUCAAAAUAAAUUACGUUUGUGCUUUCGUGAAUUUUCGAAGCGUUGUGCGGAUGCUUUAAAGAAAAAUCGUAACUUAAUAUUACUUGAUCAAAAGGAUUACCAACGUGAAUUGGAACGUAAUUACGAACGCUUUGUGGAACAAUUAACACCGCUAAUAACACUUACACCAGCUCAAAUGCAGGGUGUUGUAAAAGCUAAUGCUUUUCAAAAUAAAAGCACACCUUUAAAAUGGUAACCGCGACGAUGAUACUUAAAUACUUUUCAGUAUUUUCUAAUAAUUUAUUCUCUUUUUAACUUAACAUGUCUAGCGUAUCGGAUUAUUUUA
Messenger RNA from Drosophila busckii, 6165 nucleotides. It is a transcript of the gene Zir, whose product is annotated as dedicator of cytokinesis protein 7. The transcript has 12 exons. The record is from RefSeq and is a predicted model, not a curated record. Gene Ontology annotation, molecular function: guanyl-nucleotide exchange factor activity. NCBI's taxonomy places the organism in Eukaryota, Metazoa, Arthropoda, Insecta, Diptera, Drosophilidae. Gene Ontology annotation, biological process: small GTPase-mediated signal transduction; positive regulation of GTPase activity. Bases 46 to 6075 code for a protein of 2009 amino acids.